AUGCCAUCUCAAAAAUCUUUUAAGACCAAGCAAAAGUUGGCCAAGGCCCAAAAGCAAAACAGACCAUUACCUCAAUGGAUCAGAUUGAAGACUGAUAACACCAUCAGAUACAACGCCAAGAGAAGACACUGGAGAAGAACCAAGUUGGGUAUCUAA
Lizanozyma spartinae is the source of this 156-nucleotide messenger RNA. RefSeq names its product 60S ribosomal protein eL39. The transcript has 2 exons. The record is from RefSeq and is a predicted model, not a curated record. Gene Ontology annotation, biological process: translation. Bases 1 to 156 code for a protein of 51 amino acids. Lineage: Eukaryota; Fungi; Ascomycota; Pichiomycetes; Serinales; Debaryomycetaceae. Gene Ontology annotation, molecular function: structural constituent of ribosome. Gene Ontology annotation, cellular component: ribosome; cytosolic large ribosomal subunit.